Menidia menidia (Atlantic silverside) is the source of this 2244-nucleotide messenger RNA. NCBI's taxonomy places the organism in Eukaryota, Metazoa, Chordata, Actinopteri, Atheriniformes, Atherinopsidae. The record is from the annotation of a GenBank genome assembly.
CGGACGUUAUUCCUGACCAGGACGGGCGUGCACGCGCGCGGAUGGGAGGGGCGCGCAGACUCUGGGGUCCCACAUCAUCCUAUUCUCCCCCCUCCUCCUCUUCCUCCCUCCUCCUCCUCCUCCUCCUCCUCAUCCGACUCCACGUUCCCCUCGACCCGGCCGUUCCCACGCGCGCGCGUGUUGGUUUAUUUCCCGAUUUGGAGCAGAUUUGGAGCAGAUUUGGAGCAGAUUUCCCGGGAAAAACCGGACGCCAAAAGCGCGUUUGGAGGCAAAGAGAGGCCGAUUGCGUGGUGUGGCUGCGUGGGCGAGCAGGCUCGCGAGGAGGUCAGACUGCGGGACGCGAUGAGCGCAAAGGACGCGGAUCCCAUUGCGCCAGGAAAGCGACACAGACCAGGUCCAGACGGAGGCCUCCUUCGUGGUGGUGGUUGCCAUCGACUUCGGCACCACCUCCAGCGGCGCUGGGAGGGCGGAGACCCCGGCGUGUCCAAUCAGAAGACUCCGACCACCAUCCUGUUGACCCCAGACAGGAAGUUCCACAGCUUCGGUUACGCGGCGCGGGAUUUCUACCACGACUUGGACCCCAGCGAGUCCAAACAGUGGCUCUACCUGGAGAAGUUCAAAAUGAAGCUGCACACCACCGCAAAUCUGUCCAUCGACACCGACCUCCACGCGGCCAAUGGGAAACGAGUGAAGGCUCUGGACAUCUUCGCAUACGCACUGGCCUUCUUUAAGGAGCAAGCGUUAAAGGAGCUGAGUGAUCAGACUGGUGGGGAUUUUGAAAACAGUGAUGUGAGAUGGGUGAUCACAGUUCCCGCCAUCUGGAAGAUGCCUGCCAAGCAGUUCAUGAGGGAAGCUGCCUACAAGUCUGGUCUGGUGUCCCGCGAAAAUCCCGAGCAGCUAAUCAUCGCCUUGGAGCCCGAGGCGGCGUCCAUUUACUGCCGAAAGCUGCGCCUCCACCAGAUGGUGGACCUGGGAACGCAGACCAACCAGAACGGCUUCAGCCCCACCGACAAUGUGGGAAGUGGAAUGACCCAAGCUAAGGAGCAUGUCCGUCGCAACCGACAGAGCCGCACCUUUUUGGUGGAAAAUGUCAUAGGGGAGCUUUGGUCGGAGCUGGAAGAAGGUGACCGCUACGUGGUCGUGGACUGUGGUGGACCCUACGGCUCCAUCGGGAUCGAUUACGAAUUCGAGAAGCUACUGUGCAAGAUCUUCGGCCAGGAUUUUAUCGAUCAGUUCAAGAUAAAGAGGCCGGCUGCCUGGGUGGACCUGAUGAUCGCGUUCGAGUCUCGGAAGAGGGCGGCGGCUCCGGACAGAACCAACCCCCUCAAUAUAAACCUGCCCUUCUCCUUCAUCGACUACUACAAGAAGUUCAGGGGCCACAGCGUGGAGCACGCCCUGCGCAAAAGCAAUGUGGACUUUGUUAAAUGGUCAUCUCAGGGGAUGCUGAGGAUGAAUCCCGAUGCCAUGAAUUCCCUCUUUAAGCCAACUAUUGACCACAUCAUCCAGCAUCUGACCGAUCUCUUCGAGAAGCCCGAGGUCAGCGACAUCAAGUUCCUGUUCCUGGUGGGGGGCUUCGCGGAGUCGUCCCUUUUGCAGCAGGCCGUGCAGGACAUGCUGCGCGGCCGCAGCCGCAUCAUCAUCCCCCACGACGUGGGCCUGACCAUCCUGAAGGGCGCCGUGCUGUUCGGGCUGGACCCCGGCGUCAUCAAGGUGCGGCGCUCGCCGCUGACCUACGGCGUGGGCGUGCUCAACCGCUUCGUGGAGGGGAAGCACCCGCCGGAGAAGCUGCUGGUGAAGGACGGAACCCGCUGGUGCACCGACGUCUUCGACACCUUCAUCGCCGCCGACCAGUCGGUGGCCCUGGGCGAGCUGGUCAAGCGCAGCUACACGCCGGCGCGGCCCUCCCAGCAGGUCAUCGUCAUCCACGUGUACUGCGCCGAGCGCGAGGGCGUGGGCUUCAUCAGCGAGCCCGGCGUGCGGAAGUGCGGCACGCUGCGAUUGGACGUUAGCGGCACGGCCAGCGCCGCGCCGCGCCGAGAGAUCCAGACGCUCAUGCAGUUCGGAGACACCGAGAUACGAGCCAUGGCCGUGGACAUAAAAUCCCCACAGCCAAACACAACAUGCAGCCCGUUUCAGAGGCCAGACUCGAUCUGGACUCACCAGAUGUCCUUCGUUAAAAAGGCCCCCGACGAUCAGAGAAACGCACAGUCUGCUUCCAGGCUUUCUGAAAAACCAGGCCAGUGA